AUGCGAUUCCACACUGGAGGGUGUCGAGCAAACCAAGUCCUUCGAUCACUCAUAUCAUCCAUUUCCUCAGAGGAGACGGAUAAGGAAGAGGACAGCAAACCCGACCCUUCUAAACCCACAUAUCGAUUCAACGUUACCUGCACAAUCAUUCAGCAAGGCUUCUCAAGCAAGGAGGGCUCCACUAAUGUUGAAGCUCGAGGACGACGAGGCAUGCACUGUGCAUCAGGCGCAUACUGGGAUACCAAGCAUGAUGGCAUGUGGACGUAUAAACAUCCUGUGGCCGAGGAGAAGGGGAUGGACCUAGUGUUGAACAUUGUCUGGUUUGGCUCUCUGAGAUGA
Trichophyton benhamiae CBS 112371 is the source of this 339-nucleotide messenger RNA. RefSeq names its product dynein light chain (Tctex1), putative. Bases 1 to 339 code for a protein of 112 amino acids. The transcript has 2 exons. The record is from RefSeq and is a predicted model, not a curated record. NCBI's taxonomy places the organism in Eukaryota, Fungi, Ascomycota, Eurotiomycetes, Onygenales, Arthrodermataceae.